UCAAAACUCCCAGUUUCGGAAAGUCCCUGGUACAACGAGCAAAUGAGAUUGAGAUGUUGCGUAUAUGACGUCUCUUAAAAAGGAGGUCCCAGUGGCAGGAAUAGAAACGGGCGAUUGGCGUAGCAGUUGUAGUUAAUACCUUCGAGGCGUUCCCGUGUUUGUUUUAGCCUGCAUUGUGUUGCUUUUAUAGAGGAGGUGCGGACGGGGUUUGUGUUGGUAAAAUCAUUAAGCAACAUAGUGGGAGACGGCCUUGAAAAGCAUAAAGUUUGAAUUUCUGAGAACAUUUUAAACAAAGGGCAGCGUCUUGAUCGACACCGAGCAGCUCGACCUAACACAUCUAACUCAAAUUUGCGUCGUGGUCUUGACGUUGUUUACGAAACGUAGCGCAUUAAGUUUUCAGGUUUCAGUUUACAGAUGUUAAAAUCCACGCAAAAUGGUAGAUCGGCGAAAGUAGCACUCGUUUGCUUUUUAAUCUUGUUUCUCUUUGCGCGGAGUCGUUGGCGUGUUCUCGGAUUUUUUGUUUACAAUAAGGAAGUGAAUCUUCCUGCUCCGCCAUUUUCGUUUACUCUGUAUCCUGCGCCAUCUCUUUAAAGGGGACUUUUUGGCAAGAGAAAAAACAUUUUUUUCGAAAAGAAAAGAUUUUCGGAAUCGGAAGAUAAACAAAGGCCGAGGCUCCAGGUACAGCUUUACUUGACUUGUUUAGCAAGCGAGCAGGUUGGACUCAACAAAGAGUGAGGAAACGGCCGUGCGGAGCAAGUAUAUGGGCUCAUUCACAAGGAGUCGGAGCUGUUUUGAAAGGAAAGUUUUUUUUGCCGCUCCAGGUAGCCGAUGUAUCCUCCUUCGUGCGACUUUCAGAUCAUGCUCGGGGAAACUCUCAGCCACCACAUCGAGUCUAAACUCGAUAACAUCGAGAACAGCAAGCCCACCCCCGUCGGGUCGAACCUGAACAAAAGGCAGGCGCUGCUGAAGAAAGGGGGGAGGCGAGUGCGCUCAGCCUCCACGGGCUUGCAGAACCGACACCAUUACCACCUCCUUCACCACCACCACCACCACCAGCAGCAGCAGCAGGGCCAGAAACACCCGGCUCUGCUCCGAAAUGGCACCACACGCUUCACAGACAUCAACAACAACAGCAGCAGCAGCAGCCCCGGGGCUGGCAUCAAAAAGACUGAGGCUGUCGCCAACCGAGCGCAGGCUGCUACUGCAAUUACACUCCACCACCUCAAGCAAGGGGCCAAAAAGGAGGUAUUGAAGUCAAAAACAGGAAGACCCGACAGAGCCCCCUUUACCAGCGGCCACUCUGUGUACAACCUGAACAAAUGUGAGCAGCCAGCCCAGCCUCUGAAUGGCAGCAGCCAGAGGGCCAGGCCCAGCAUGCUCGGCGAGGUCUCCCCAGCGAAGGGGCAGGAGAACGGCCCCCGCCUCAGGUCUCCUCCUCUGGAGCUGUGCGGCGGCGAGGGGAAGAAACCGCUACACUCGGGUGACGUUUUCCACAAGCUGGCCGCAGUCCGCGCGGCCGAGCCCGGCCCCGAAGAGCCCCUCAGGGAUGGCGAGAAGAACUACGCCGGCGCCAAGUUCAGCGAGCCGCCCUCCCCCAGCGUGCUCCCCAAGCCCCCGAGCCAUUGGGUGGGGGAGAGGGGCCCCCGGGCCAGCGGCCCCAGCCGGGAGCUCAUGACCGUUCACCUGAAGACUCUGCUGAAGGUCCAGGCGGAGCCGUGACUGGGGAUUCGGAAGCAGAAGAAAAAAAAAAAAACGUCGUACCCCUCUGGGAAUCGGCACUGAAAACACGACUCGGAGGAGCACUGGAAUAGGAAAUCGUUGCAACAGGAAGUCCCGAAGUUUUGGGCUGUUUUAGAUUUUAUACUUGUGCAGAACAGCGGCCUUGUACAGUUUAAGGAACUUGUGUAAAUGUAAAUACUGUAAUAUUUGUGUAUAUUUUUUCAUGUUAUUUUAACCAAAGUAAAAUAUAGUUUUGU
Molecule: messenger RNA, 1976 nt
Organism: Lepisosteus oculatus (spotted gar)
Lineage: Eukaryota; Metazoa; Chordata; Actinopteri; Semionotiformes; Lepisosteidae
Gene: pnrc1
Product: proline-rich nuclear receptor coactivator 1
Cellular component (GO): nucleus
Source: RefSeq, a predicted model, not a curated record